This is a messenger RNA of Beauveria bassiana ARSEF 2860, 324 nucleotides long. RefSeq lists its product as uncharacterized. NCBI's taxonomy places the organism in Eukaryota, Fungi, Ascomycota, Sordariomycetes, Hypocreales, Cordycipitaceae. The transcript has 2 exons. The record is from RefSeq and is a predicted model, not a curated record. The coding region runs from base 1 to 324 and encodes 107 amino acids.
AUGCGGACAGCUCAGCUCCCACGCCAUCCUCAUCUCCAAGCAUUUGCCUCACAGCCUGACCGCCGUCGCCACAUUCAUAAAGGCGAGGAGCGAUGCAUAUGCUCCCGCGAUGGCUGCCUCGAUACAUUCUGCCGCACGGUAGCCACAGUCGAGCACCAAUACCUCUCUCCCCAGAGCGACCUCUCCGCCAACAAUAUGGACAAGACUCCUCGCGAUCCUACCCAGGUUGCCAUGUCUGGGCCUGUCUCCGCCGUUGCACCCGGCCUGUCCACGCCUCAGAGUAACGGUUUCUUUCCCGAUUUCGACCAGCACACAUAUCAAUGA